Molecule: messenger RNA, 1359 nt
Organism: Prorocentrum cordatum
Lineage: Eukaryota; Dinophyceae; Prorocentrales; Prorocentraceae
Source: the annotation of a GenBank genome assembly
AUGGAGCCGCUCCGCUGGGGAAUCCUCGGCUCGGGGCUGAUCUGCAGGGACUUCGUCGGCGCGCUGAAGGGCGCCGGGCCCGACGAGGCACGGGUCGUGUGCGUGGGGGCGCGCAGCAAGGCCUCGGCGCAGAGCUUCGCCGACGCGCUCGGCGUCGAGCGCGCCUACGAGGGCUACGCCGCCGUGGUGUCCGACCCAGAGGUGGACAUUGUGUACGUGGGCACGGUGGCCCAGACGCACCCAGAGCUCGCACUGCUCGCCAUCGAGGCGGGCAAGCCCGUCCUCGUCGAGAAGCCCCUCGCGCUCAACGCCGAAGACGCGGCGGUGCUCAUCGCACGGGCGCGCGAGGCGAAGGUGCUGCUCGUGGAGGGCAUGUGGACACGCUGCUUCCCGGCCGUGUGCCGGGCGCGGGAGCUCCUCUCGGGCGGCGAGAUCGGCUCCGUCGUCUCGGUGACCGCCGACUUCGGCUGGCCCGCCGACCCCGACGGCGAGCACAGGCGGACCGUCGACCCCGUCUCGGGCGGCGUGGCCAUGGACGUGGCCAUUGGCUUCGCCGCGGCGCCUGCGCUCAGCGCGACGGUGCUGUGCACGCUGGACGCGGUCACGCCAGAGGAGGUCGUUUACUCGGGCACCAGGGGCACGCUGCGCAUCCACAGGCCGGCGCACACACCGUCGCGUCUCACGCUCACCAGGUUCGUCUCGCGCACCGAGAGCACCGAGGAGGUCCUCGACUUCCCGCUCCCGCCCGUGCCUGCGGGGGCGCUGCCGUUCAACUACCCCGGCUCCGAGGGCUUCCUAUACGAGGUGCGCGCGGUGCACGAGGCGGUGCGCGCGGGGGCGCUCGAGCUGUCGCAGUGGACGCACGACGAGACCGUGGCGACGCAGGCCGUCAUCGACGCCAUGCGCGCGCAAGCGCGCCGCACGCGGAGCGCCGGCGGCGCCGCGGCCUCCAGCGUGGCCGACGCCGCCCUCGCGCUGCAGUACAAGGUUAAGCUGCUGCACGCGGGGGGGUGGUCCGAGAGCUCCGGCAGCGAGGGACUGCGCACGCCGCCGACCCCGCCGCCGAGAGGGAGCUCCAGCGGGGCCGGUCCGGCCGCAGGCAGGGCCGAGGGCUGGGGCCUGGACGCGGGCCGCGUGGGCCAGUUCACCAUCAGCUUCGUCGCGGACCCGGACCUGCACGAGGACAUGGAGGCUGUCUCUUGCCUUUGCACCUUCUGCUUGGACGACAUGCAGAUCGGGGAGGAGCUCUGCCGGUUGCCGUGCAUGCACACUUUCCACAGGCGCUGCGUGCACGCCUGGCUCGAGCGGGACCGGCGGUGCAUGUUGUGCCGCCUGGACGUCACCAAGCCGGGUGGCUGA